AACGAUAGAAACUGGAAAAUGCAAAGUAACAAGCAACCAGGAAGAUAUCCCUUUGAGGAUGAAUGGAGAGAAAGGUUGAAAAGAAAGCUUCAACAAGAGAAAAUUGUUCGACAAGUUAUGUCUCAGGUGGAAGAGUUGAGGUUGAGAGAAAGUUUGGAUGAUUAUAUUGAGAGUGAAUUGCAACAUAUUCGAAACCAUAUCAUUGAUAACUUCCGCCAACACCGACCACAGAUUAUGAACAAGGGUAUUGAAACUGCGAAACGCGUUAGUGGCCACUCCCUUGCGUCUUGGAACAAACAGUUUUUACAACUAUUCGAAGCAUCCAAUAGUAUGAAGAAGGAUAUUGCAGAAGACAACCGUAAACUGAAUACUUUGGUUUUGAAAUAUAAGAAACGUACAGCAAAAGCUUGGCAGUCGUCUACACAAGACAUUGUUACUUCAAAGAGUUCGUUGUUGAAUGGUACUAGUGAAGUUUGUUAUCCAGUUGGUAUGUCAUCUUGGAAAGUAGUCCUUUUGUUGGCUUUGUUUGGUUUCGCUGGUUCUCAAUUAUUUUUAUAUUUUACUUUACAUAUCGAACCUUCUGUUCAUACGUUGAUAACUGCAAUGAGUGUUUGUUCCAUUGUUUCCUUUACAUUGAAACAAGCCAAUGAGUAACUACGCUGUCAAAAGAUUGACAUUUGAACACAACACCUAAAGACCUGCAUGAACAAUAUAGCCAUUGGUUUUUGUAAAUAAAGACAUCACAGACGUAGUAUUCAUUUUUUUUAAU
Galdieria sulphuraria is the source of this 769-nucleotide messenger RNA. RefSeq lists its product as uncharacterized. The record is from RefSeq and is a predicted model, not a curated record. Bases 19 to 654 code for a protein of 211 amino acids. Lineage: Eukaryota; Rhodophyta; Bangiophyceae; Galdieriales; Galdieriaceae. The transcript is spliced from 4 exons.